Molecule: messenger RNA, 1302 nt
Organism: Serendipita indica DSM 11827
Lineage: Eukaryota; Fungi; Basidiomycota; Agaricomycetes; Sebacinales; Serendipitaceae
Source: the annotation of a GenBank genome assembly
AUGGCCAAGGAGAAGGGAUGGCUUCUCUUCGUCGACAACGCCGACUCACCAGAACUCAACCUUCGACCAUACCUCACUAAUUCAACUCAUGGAGCGGUUAUCAUCACAACACGAAAUGGCCAAUGCGCCAACUACGCGCUGGACGGUGCAGUUCCUGUCGGUGAUCUUGAGGAGAGCGAGGCGGUGAACCUCCUUCAUACAAUCGCACAAAUAAUGCCUGCUUCUGAUACCAAGUCUCUCGAAAUCGUGAGGGAGCUUGGGAUGCUGGCGCUUGCGAUCACUCAAGCAGGGGUUUAUAUUCGCGAUACCCGGCGGCUUGAUACGUACCUUGAGAUGUUUCAGGAACAUCGGAGUGAACUUCUGCGUAAGCGGCCGGAUAUUGGCUCAGGAUACACGUCCUCGACAUACACCGCAUUCAAUCUAUCAUUCCACCAGCUGCCGAGAAAGACACAGAAGUUCCUAAAGCUAUGUGCAUUCCUCAACCACUCGCGUAUUCCAACUAUCCUCUUUAAGCGAUCGAUAAUGUCAGGCUUUGCCACGUACACAGUCUUAAAUAGCUACCGCCCGCCUUGGAGUGACAGAAAGUUCAUCACAAAGCUGCGGAAGAUCUUUGGCAAGACAUGGAACGAAAUUAAGUUCCAGGAAAUCAUCCACUCGUCCUCACAAGCAUCAUUUAUCAACGUUUCGACGGACGGGUUAUCUUAUACCAUUCACCCUCUACUCCAGACUUAUAUCGAGGAUUCACUUGGUGAAGCGGAUUGCAAACGCUAUUGUUGCAUAACAACACAGCUGCAUCCCACUGUCGGUCAAAACAAAGAAAUCGCAUGGGUACUGGCAUUCUACAAGCUUUAUGGUGCUUUGGGGAGCUGGACAGCAUGUCGGGAGCUGCUGGAGACUGUUCACACAACCCUUCAACGGUCUCACAAACCGAAGAAUAGAGACUUGAUGUGGUUAGAGAACGUCCUUGCAAUUACACUGAAUAAGUGUGGUCGAUUGGACGAAGCUAAAAAGAUGGGGCGAGACACCCUCACUCUGCGGCUCGAGAUCUCUGGACCACGCCAUCCCCACACCAUCGCCGCAAUGAGCAACCUUGCAGCGAUCUUGUAUGGUCGUGGUCGGUUGGAUGAAGCCGAAAAGAUGCAGAGAGAUACGCUCGCUCUGUUGCUCAACAUGUCAGGACAUCCCAAUACCAUCACCGUGAUGAACAACCUCGCCUUUAUCUUGGAUAAUCGCGGGAAAACGGAGGAGGCGAAGAGGAUACGACAAGAUGUGCGUGCUUUGCAGCUUCAGGGUUCUGGAUAA